CUCCUCCUCCUCCUCCUCCUCCUCCUCCUCUCUGACCCUUCCUUCCGCCUCUUCUCUCUCCCUCUCCCUUUCCUCCACUUUGUUUUGGAGGAAAGUUUACCCACUACGCAUUCUCUCCACUCUUUCCUCCCUCUCCUCCUCCCUUCCUCCCAUUUCCUUCUCUCCCUUUUGUCCUUCCUUCCUUCCUUCCUUGCAUCCUUGCUUGUUUUCUCUCCUUUCCUCCAUUACCUUGUUAGUGCAAAUUUAGUCUCUCCUUCCUUCUCUCUCUCUCUCCCUUCUUCCUCCAAUUCCCUUUCUCCCUCCCUUUCUGAUUACAUCCACUUCUCCCUUUCUUCUUUCCUCCCUUCGUCUCUCUUAUUACGUUCAUUCUUCCUUACCUCUUUCCUCCCUUCUUUAUCUCCCUCCCUUUCUCCCUAUAUUCUUUCCUCCGUACCUCCUUUCCCUCCCUCACCCUUCCCUCCCUUCCCUCAACCAUGCCCCAGUCACAAUGAGCAGGGGGAGAGCACAUCGCCCUUCCAGCAUCACCCCUUCCACUAUGCCCCGUCACCCCCACACCCCAGACACGUCACCCCAGGCCACCCCAUGCACCCCCCAGUGGCAAACCCCAAGCCUCACAUGCAUGGCGUAACCCCCGGCGAAGCUGAAGGGCCAUGAACACAAGCACUUCGGCGGCGUCCCCCAGGGCCCACGCCGGCACGCACGCCCUGGAGGACCCACACGCCCACGCCCACGCCCUCGGCCAGGACACACACCCCAGGGUUCGAUAUGCGAGGCCCGACGUGACAGAGACAAGGACGACGUGGACUGAAGCGGAUGUCCCUCUCGGCUACCUGUCCGCCGCCCCCGACCUGGCGCGGCUGGCGGGGGGCGACGCUCCUGGGCCUGGCGAUGACGAUGACGGGGACGAGGAAGGUGAGGAGGAGGCGUGGCCACUGGAUGACCCUCCCCAUGGCUACAGGGACCCCGCGCCCAGCCAGAGGCACGCUUCCAUGUCCGCGGUGGGGUCAUCGGGCGGGCGCAGGUGGCAAGGCGGCGGCGGCGGUGGUGGUUGCGAUAGCGAGGACGGGGCUGGCUCGGCGGGCGGGUCUCGGCGCCUCAGCAGGAGUCUGGAGGACCUUCCCACAGACAUCCAGGAGCACAUUCUUCGCUGCCAGUGCUCCUGUGACCACCUCGGCUACGGCAACUUCGCGAAGAGCUCCGCGCCGCGCCUCACCAACGGCUGCUCUACCUACACCUACAUCGGGCCUUCCCCCCACACGGACCACGACCUGCAGGAGCCUCCCAGUGACCCCGACCACGGCACGCCCCCCAGCAAGACUAAAGACGGCCUCGUGGUGAGCGUCAGCGUGGGCAGCAGCGGCAGCAGCGGCGGCGGGAGUGGCGGCGGCGGGCGGGCGCGGGCGUGGUGGGUGUGCGUGGUGGUGGUGCUGGGCGCGGCGGCGGGCGUGGGGGUAGGCGUGCCCCUCGCCUUGCGCGUUGACCCCGGCGCCGAGCUGCCUCAGAGACUGGAAUCUGCGCGGACGCUACUGAGGGACUCGCCGCUGUUUGACGGGCACAAUGACCUCCCGUGGAACAUCCGUAAGUUCAUGCACAACAAACUGCACAGCUUCAACUUCACGGCGGAGCUGAAGAAACUGCGCCCGUGGUCCAGGUCUUCGUGGUCCCACACCGACCUGCCGAGGCUACGGGAGGGCAUGGUGGGGGCGCAGUUCUGGGUGAGUUACGUGCCGUGCGAGUCCCAGCGCCUGAACGCCGUGCAGCUCACCAUAGAACAGAUCGACCUCAUCAAGCGACUCAUCGAACAGUACCCAGAAGACCUGCGCCUUGCCACCUCCGCCGACGAGGUCGAGGCUGCCUUCCGUGAGGGCCGCAUCGCCUCCCUGAUCGGCGUUGAGGGCGGCCACGCCAUACAGAACUCCCUGGGCGUGCUGCGGGCGUUGCGGGACCUGGGCGUGCGAUACCUCACCCUCACACACACCUGCAGCACGCCAUGGGCGGAGUGUGCACGCGCGCAGGAGAGUGACGAGGAAGACCCAAACUCCCCAAGGGGCCUCACAGCAUUCGGAAAGACGGUGGUGCGGGAGAUGAACCGCCUGGGUCUGCUGGUGGACCUGUCGCACGUGUCGCAGGCCACCAUGAGGGAGGCGCUGCAGGUGUCGCGCGCGCCCGUCAUCUUCAGUCACUCCUCCGUCUACGCCAUCUGCAAGAACCCGAGGAACGUGCCCGACGACAUCCUCAAGCGGGUGGCGAGCAACGGCGGCGUGGUGAUGGUCAGCUUUUACAACUACUUCCUGACGUGCAGCAAAAAAGCCACGAUCAGCGACGUUAUAGAACACAUCAACCACGUACGGAAGGUGGCGGGCGUCGACUACGUGGGCAUCGGCGCGGACUUCGACGGCAUCAACAUGUUACCGGAGCGGCUGGAGGACGUGUCAGGCUAUCCGCAGCUGUUCGCCGAGUUGCUAGCGGACCCCGAGUGGACGGAAGAGGACCUGAAGAAGCUGGCGGGACAGAACCUGCUGAGGGUGAUGCGGACGGCGGAGCAGGUGCGUCGUGACCUCCAGGAGCAGGGGCAGAGGCCGUACGAAGAGCUGCCGCCCACUUCGCGAGACGAUUCCUGCUUCUAUAGAUUCAUCAGGCCCGCGGACGACGGCGAUUAGGCACCCCCCUCACCCCGCUGACACACCCACCCACCCACCCCCUGCUGCUGACGGUGCUGACGGGAGCCUGGCCCUGAUGAUGGAUGGGACUUGUUGUGGCCUGCUGACUGCUGAAGAAGGAAGUUUUUGGUCUUCUGCUAACUGACUGAUGAGGAAGGGAAGUGUUGGUGGCCUGCUGACUUCCCGCUGACUGAUUGCUGAUGGAAGCCUUGCCCUGCUGACGGAAAGGACGCGUGGUGGUUCUUCUGGGCGCUGAGGAAGAGAGGUGUUGGUGGCCUGCUGACUCCCUGCUGAUGGAACCCCUUUGCACUGCUGAGGAAGUUGAGGAAGGGAAGUUUUGAUGGCCUGCUGACUCCCUGCUGACUGAAUCUUUGCACUGCUGAGGAAGUUGAGGAAGGGAAGUUUUAAUGGCCUGCUGACUCCCUGCUGACUGAACCUUUGCACUGCUGAGGAAGUUGAGGAAGGGAAGUUUUAAUGGCCUGCUGA
Molecule: messenger RNA, 3146 nt
Organism: Eriocheir sinensis (Chinese mitten crab)
Lineage: Eukaryota; Metazoa; Arthropoda; Malacostraca; Decapoda; Varunidae
Product: dipeptidase 1-like
Exons: 13
Coding region: 651-2660 (669 amino acids)
Biological process (GO): proteolysis
Molecular function (GO): metallodipeptidase activity
Source: RefSeq, a predicted model, not a curated record